UGUGGAGGAGGGAGGUGCCCGGAUGAGUCAAGUGAUGGUGGAUCUCCAAGGAAUCGACUCUCUGCUCGAGCUGCUGCACAUAUUCCGCGUGGAGCAGGACCGGGGCAACCGGGCGGCGUCCCCGCUGCUGCUGCUGUCCCUGCAGCUGCUGCGCCUGGCGUCCGCGCUCAACCGCUCCGCGCACCGCACGCUCUGCAACUGCGGCAGCCUCUCACUGCUCGUGCAGCUGCUGGGGAGACCGCCCCCCUCCAGUAUUCCCGAGGGAGAUCAGCUUGCCCUGGAAGAGCACUUGGGGGUGCAGCUGCUGGCGUUAGUGGUGAUCCGAGAAGCAUGCUUCACCUCUGCCACGUGUCUUGCCCGUCUGCACUCCCUGGCGCUCUUCCCCCGCAUCUCCCGCCUCCUCCAGUGGUCCGCGCACACCUUUGCCGCGCCCACCCUCCCCUCCUCCUCACAAAACUCUCUCAUGCCACCGCCGCCCCUCCCAGCCUCCUCCUUCCUAACGACUUCGGACUCCACUCUCACUGUUGACGUUCGGAGAAUAGGGUCUUUGAGACUUGCGCGGAAGAGGGGGAGGGCAGGAGGGGGCGGGGGCGGGGGGUAUGGGGGUGAUGGGGGGGGGAGAUGGCGACGGGUUUUCUGGGGAGGAUGGGGAGGACGAGGGGGAGGGGGAGAUGGUGUGGGGAGAGGAGCAGAAGUGGAUGGUUGCACGGGCGCUGGGGCAGGAGUUGAUCCGGGAAGUGAGAGUGCUGCGUGCGCGGCCGUCGGUUGGGGAUGCAGAGAUCUGGGCGUGGAACCUUGCUGUUUCGGCGGUGAGUGGGCUGCUGUGUACUCUGCUGCUGGAAGGGGAUGGGACAGAGCAGCUGAUAGCGGAGUGGGGGGGGGUGAACCUGUGGGGGAAGUAUGGCAGGAGGAAGAGGGGGAGGGGGAGGAGGGGGGGCUAGGGACGGCAUGGGGAACGGCCCGGGACUCCCAGAAGGGCAGUCAGUGGGGGAUUACUGGAGCAUGGGGAGACGAUACACAGUAGAAACCUUCCUAGACACGUUCCGGUUACCACACGAGGGCAAA
Closterium sp. NIES-67 is the source of this 1065-nucleotide messenger RNA. NCBI's taxonomy places the organism in Eukaryota, Viridiplantae, Streptophyta, Zygnematophyceae, Desmidiales, Closteriaceae. The record is from the annotation of a GenBank genome assembly.